CAACAGACGAGGUGGAGAGUGGACUCAGAUGACACCACACCACAGCCUCUAAUCUCUGUUUACAGCAAGGACCCUCAGCAAAGCAACUCAUUGCAGAUCCUGAGUCCGAUCACAUCCUCACCAUGUCAGAUAACUGCUCUUUUGAUCUAAUGCCUGGGAAUGAAGAGUGGCCUUGUCCUCCAGGACAGCAGUGUGUCAAUAUGACUACUGGCAUGAAUGGCAGCCAUAUUGGCAUGGAUGAUUCAUGUUUGACAGAGGAAGGAUAUCUAGAAAAAUAUCUGGGGCCUCGUAGAUCAUCUGUGUUUGUGCCUGUUUGCCUCACUUAUUUGCUCAUCUUCUUGGUUGGCGUUAUGGGGAAUGUGCUGACGUGCACUGUCAUUGCACGCAACAAGGUCAUGUGGACACCAACAAACUACUACUUGUUCAGCUUGGCGGUGUCAGACCUGUUGGUGCUAAUGCUUGGUAUGCCACUGGAGCUGUAUGAACUUUGGCAAAACUACCCAUUUCUCCUGGGGAAGGGAGGCUGCUACUUCAAAACCUUCCUGUUUGAGAUGGUCUGCUUGGCAUCCAUCCUCAACGUGACUGCGCUGAGCAUCGAACGAUACAUUGCUGUGGUGCACCCACUGAGAGCAAAGUAUGUAGUAACACGUACUCAUGCCAAAAGGGUCAUCCUCACUGUGUGGGGCAUGUCGGUGCUGUGCGCUGUGCCAAACACAAGCUUGCAUGGGCUCUUCACCCUCCAUAUUCACUCUGCCGGUCCUGCUGGCGACAUAAACCUGGAGAUUCCUGACUCAGCAAUCUGUACGGUGGUGAAGCCACGUUGGAUGUACAACCUAACCAUCCAGGUUACCACCUUCGUGUUUUUCAUUCUGCCCAUGAUCACGAUCAGCGUUCUCUACAUGCUCAUCGGGCUGCAGCUGAAGCGUGAAAAGAUGCGACAGGCACUGGAAGCCAAGUCUGGCUUUGGAAACGACAGUUUCUGCAACAUCCGCACUCAGCAGCAGAAAGCACGACGCCGACAGGUCACAAAAAUGUUGUUUGUCUUAGUGGUGGUUUUUGGGAUCUGCUGGGCCCCGUUUCAUACGGAUCGCCUCAUGUGGAGCUUCAUCAGUGACUGGACUGAUAGCCAUCAUAAAAUCUUUGAGUACGUGCAUAUCAUCUCCGGCGUGUUUUUCUACCUCAGCUCAGCAGUCAACCCGAUCCUUUACAACCUCAUGUCCACCCGCUUUAGAGAAAUGUUCAAAGAGGUCAUGUGCCAUCGGCCGCAUCAUAUCAAUCCGAGAAAACACUCUCUGAGUGUGACCCGGGUGACGCUGCGCAGCACCCUGAGUGAUGCACCACUCAGCAACGGCGCUGUUGUUGCUGAGGCUGACAUGGUGGCAGAUGGGGAAGGAAAACAGAAAGAUGAGACCAGUUUUUCAUGUUGAAGAAAAUCCUGUGGGGUCAUGUGAAAAGGGAAGAGCCUGUUGUUUAGAAAAACAAGCUUGUUCUUAAUCAAUGCCUCCAUUAUCCACCAUCAGCAGCAACGUUUACAUGAAUAUGACAGGAAAAUGUUGUCUGUGGAGAUGAAUUAUGUGAAAACAGCACAACUUUCUGCUAACUGAUGGAAAAAAUUCCUAAAAUAUGCUAAAUGUGUUGUCAUGCUAAAAUGUAAAGAGUUGAUCAGUAACUCAUCUAUCACCUAUACGACCGCUAAGCUCAUCUGAACACAUCAAGACAUGAAGAACCAUGAAUGUAUUUUAGAAUGUCUGUUUCAGGUUCCCCACAUUGAAGCCUGUCUAAAAUAAGUUUCACAGCACUUUAAAAGAAUAGUUUGUCUUAUUUUAAAUUUCUUUCUUUUCAUAAGUUGAAAGAACUUGAAAGGACUGUUCAGGAUUUCUGAAGUGCAGCUAUAACAUGAACUGCACAUCAGAAAACCUGGACUAUCCCUUUAAUGCUGUUGGAAGUGUAACGAAUGUUUAAAUGGGACACUUAUUGAAAAUGUUGUAUUCUACAGCUUUUAUAAAUGGGGUGAAACAAUGAUUAGCAAGAACUCAUUUGAAACUGUGACACUGUAUUUUCUCUGCAUCUCUGUAUAUGCCGGUGUAAUAAUUCUCCUUAUUAUUAAAAUACCAACAACCAUGACAGAUUAGUAGUAAUAGUAGUAUCAGUAGUGUUAGUACAAAAUAAUGAAACAUCAUGGAUGUUAUUGUGGAGGAUUAAUCAUCAAAUUUGUGCCUGUAUCCAAUCAGUUGUUGAUAUAUGAUGGUGUUGUUUGGUUCUUCUUUUAAUCAUUUCUGCUAAUGUUUUAAUCUUUUUAAUUGUUUGUAUUUUUACUUUAACAAAUUAAAAUGUGAUCAUUUUAA
Xiphophorus hellerii (green swordtail) is the source of this 2345-nucleotide messenger RNA. It is a transcript of the gene nmur1a, whose product is annotated as neuromedin U receptor 1a. The record is from RefSeq and is a predicted model, not a curated record. Gene Ontology annotation, cellular component: plasma membrane. Gene Ontology annotation, molecular function: neuromedin U receptor activity. The transcript has 3 exons. Gene Ontology annotation, biological process: neuropeptide signaling pathway. The coding region runs from base 123 to 1427 and encodes 434 amino acids. Lineage: Eukaryota; Metazoa; Chordata; Actinopteri; Cyprinodontiformes; Poeciliidae.